This is a messenger RNA of Puccinia graminis f. sp. tritici CRL 75-36-700-3, 802 nucleotides long. RefSeq lists its product as uncharacterized. Lineage: Eukaryota; Fungi; Basidiomycota; Pucciniomycetes; Pucciniales; Pucciniaceae. Gene Ontology annotation, molecular function: ATP hydrolysis activity; ATP binding. The record is from RefSeq and is a predicted model, not a curated record. The transcript has 2 exons. The annotation marks the transcript as partial.
AGGAACACUCAGCUUGCAACCAACCAACCCAGAUGAACUCCACUCCGAUCUCAACUGGCAACUUACUCAACAGACAGAUCAUGGGAGCAUACCGAAAACACCAUAUCUCACUCAACAGCACCCCACUACCAACAAACACCACCACCACCACCGAAGCAGCAACAGCAACAACUAGUACUACCACACCAACAACUAUCAACUUAACCGACGAACUAACUACCAACCAGGAGAAACUCACAAUCGAUCACUCCCAUUCAGAACAUCCUACUACAUCCUCAACCUCAAAGAGGAAACUCAACUCAACCCAUGAAAACCUCAAUCGAAUCACCAAUCAAUCAACUCAUUCACCAACUACCAUCAAGCGAACCAAAUCUGCAUUCAGCAACUCAAAGCAAAGCGGAAACCCUUCCUCAUCAUCACUCAUCAAGGAUACAACCCCUUCAGUGACCCUCUCAGAUCUCGGUGGGAUCGAUGGAACGGUAGAAAGACUAUUAGAAUUGAUCGGACUGCCAAUCCUUCAUCCAGAGAUAUUCGAAUUUACCGGUCUCAAACCAAUCAGAGGACUCCUACUAUGCGGCCCUCCAGGUUGCGGAAAGACGAUGUUGGCGAAUGCGAUCGCAAAUCAGUUGGGCGUCCGACUGAUCAACGUCUCCAGUACUAGCAUCGUCAGUGGAAUGAGUGGCGAAAGUGAGAAGGCGAUCAGGGACAUCUUCGAACAAGCUACUAAACAAGCACCAUGUCUGUUGUUCAUCGAUGAAAUCGAUGCUAUUACUCCUAAGCGUGAAACUGCUCAACGAGAAAU